CAAAAAUUGGAACUCGCAUCCCUGUCUCCGUAUCGCUGUGGCACGUCUCUCCAAACUUAUAACACUUAUAAAAACAGAUUACAGGGGCUCUAACUUAACUUCAGAAACUAACUUUUACUACUUUGAUUUUUCAUUUUUGUACCUGUUUUUCAUCCUUGCGAUCAUAAUUCACCACGCAUCAACAUCUCGCCAUCCUCACUGGUCCUGAUAACUUUAUUCCACACGAAGAAGACACCGGAGCACGUGACAAUUUCCGGAGCUCUUUUUUUGUUCAAUUAAUCUGUUAUUUAUUUGUCCGCGUGGAUUGGCUGUAACUUGGGAGCCGAUCAAUAUGAAAUUGCUCCUGGACUCCUCCUCUUCGCUGCUCUUAUCGCUGCUAUUGGCCCACCUGCCCGUCUUCACGUCCACGUCCCCUGUCCCCCAGCGCAGACCGAGCGAAAUGGAUAAACUCUCGAACCAGACCAAAAACCUCAUGAAACUCACCCAAGAAUUGCUGAGGGAGCACGCCUUUGACUCAGUGGUGGAGCCGCACCGGUUCAGGUCUCUGCCCGAAAUGAGCAACAGAUCAGCCAACGACUUCACCAACCUGGAGCUAAGGCCAACCCUCACUCAGCUGCACGCCGACCUGAAGCUGUACGAGCACCAUUUUGAGUGGCUCAACAGAGUGUCUAAGAAGCACCACCACCCUGCACUGCCCAAACUCAUGGAGAUGAUCAGGGAAAUGAAAUCUCUCAUGAACCUGCUGCAUAGACAGAUGCAGAAAGUUGAGGCACCAAGGCUGACCCCGGCGACCCCGUCUCUCCCCCCUCACCUGCCGUAUCAUUUUGACGUGUUGCAGUCCACCCACGAGCUGCUCCAACACUUUAAACUGUUUUGUGACUGGGCGUACAGAGCCUUUAUCAGUUUAAAACCAAAACUCUCUGCCAAUACCACACAGUCCCAAUGAUGACUCCUCCUCCACUCGUCCAUAGCACAAUGAGUUAAUGCAGCUAACGGGACUCAGGACUGGCCCAAAUUGUACUGUAUAUUGAAGAAUGUCGAAUGGAUGUGCUACACUGUGCUACCAAGUCAGACUCAAACGCACCCGAACUGCCAGUUUAAUCACAGACUUGUUCCUGGAGGCCUUGGGGAUAUUAUUUAUAUAUUUAUUUAUUUAUUUAAUGUUUUAAUCUAAUUUAUUUAAUGUUAUUUAUUGCAUAUUAUUGUAUCGUGUUUCUCUUAUUUCUGGAUUAACGUGAAUUUGGUUACCCACAAUAUUGUUGACAUCUUUACUUUCUUGUUAAUUACAUUUCUAAAAAUUUACUUUUUUCCAGUAGUUGUUGCAAAUUCCCAGCUCCUUUAUUUCUAUUUUAAGAUAAAAAAUGUAUAUUUUAUUUAGUUUUCCCUGUGCCAUAUUUUUAAUAACCUGAUGAUGCAUUUUGAAAUGUAUUUUAUGACUGAGCUGCAUCAUGAAGAAGUGAAUACUGAACUUUGUGGUAGGUUGCAUGAUGUGGCCAGAUGUUGAGCACUGAUGGACCUGGAUUCUUUGCACAAACUUGUUGAGAUUGGCCUUUGGCUGAUUUUUAACCUGUGCUUUGGGGUAGAAAAAGUAUUUUUAUGAUAAAUAUUAAGUACACCCAAAGCCUUAAAAUACUAUGUAUUGUGACACUGUUCUGUACAUAUAUGUACAUGAGUGUAAAAUUGAAAUUGCAUUCAGUGCUUUGUGUAGUAUGUUAUUUUCUACAAUAUCUUGUAGAAUUCUUAUCACUAUAAUUUUGAUUAUUCUUUCCAAGUAUUUGUUACAGUAUUGCUAUUUAUUUGAGAACUUUGGUGGAGCUAUUUAUUUUGACUGCAGUGGAGCGAGUCUCCUGUCCUUUUGUACUUUUAUACAGUUUUUAUUCUUAUUUACUACCAUCCUGUUUAAAUUAUUAUUGUAACAUCAAAUGCCUCUUCCACACACUGAUUGGCCUUAAUGUGAAAUGUGCCUUGCUGAAAUGAAAUAAAUGA
This is a messenger RNA of Boleophthalmus pectinirostris (great blue-spotted mudskipper), 1986 nucleotides long. It is a transcript of the gene il11a, whose product is annotated as interleukin 11a. Gene Ontology annotation, molecular function: cytokine activity; growth factor activity. Gene Ontology annotation, cellular component: cytoplasm. The record is from RefSeq and is a predicted model, not a curated record. The transcript has 5 exons. Gene Ontology annotation, biological process: positive regulation of MAPK cascade; positive regulation of cell population proliferation. Bases 332 to 946 code for a protein of 204 amino acids. NCBI's taxonomy places the organism in Eukaryota, Metazoa, Chordata, Actinopteri, Gobiiformes, Gobiidae.